Messenger RNA from Oncorhynchus gorbuscha (pink salmon), 2955 nucleotides. It is a transcript of the gene patz1, whose product is annotated as POZ/BTB and AT hook containing zinc finger 1. The record is from RefSeq and is a predicted model, not a curated record. Gene Ontology annotation, molecular function: protein binding. The transcript is spliced from 5 exons. Gene Ontology annotation, biological process: regulation of cytokine production; regulation of immune system process; negative regulation of transcription by RNA polymerase II. Lineage: Eukaryota; Metazoa; Chordata; Actinopteri; Salmoniformes; Salmonidae. The coding region runs from base 305 to 2494 and encodes 729 amino acids.
ACAACUUCAACCUCAUGUAGCCUGAAUAACUAGUGUAUUUGACUAAUACAUUUUACUCGACAUAACGGAGACUCACUUGCUUUAUGUCAAAGUGAAAUAAAAAUUUAGAACGAUAACCCCAGCUUUGAAACGAAAAAGGUUAAAGUUCACAGGAAGCUGGGGGGCUACCAUUUUUCACUGCUGCUUACAUUUUAGACGCUAGAGAGGGAGGGGUGGUCGUCGUGGUAUUAUUUAAAUUAUCCAGACUAUUGAGCUGUACACGUUUUUUUUGUUUUGUUUCGCCACCCCUACUCACUAACAAUUGAUGUUGAAUGAAUUCGGCAUGGAGAGAAUAGCGGAGCAGUCGUGGAAUUCUUCAUACACCUAUCAGGUGAGCAAGCAUAGCGCGGAGAUGCUACACAACCUCAACAUUCAGAGGAAAGAUGGAGGCAAGUUUUGCGAUGUGAUCUUGCGCGUCGGCGAAGAGAGCUUUCCUGCCCACAAGGCGGUACUGGCGGCGUGCAGCGUGUAUUUCGAGUCCGUUUUUGGUUGUCAAACGGAGGGCGACGGGGAGGCAAAAGAGCUCGAGAUGCAUACGAUAAGUCCCAAAGUUUUUAAAGAUAUUUUGGACUUUGCCUACACCUCUAGGAUUGUGGUACGAUUGGAAUGUUUCCCCGAGUUGAUGACGGCUGCUAAAUUUCUGCUAAUGCGUUCUGUCAUCGAGAUAUGCCAAGAAGUAAUUAAACAGUCCAAUGUAAAAAUUCUUGUUCCACCCUCAAGAAGAGGCGACGUCAGUUUAUUCCGUGCCACGGGGGGCUCUGAAUUUAGUUUCACAUUGGCUGUAGACAACUUGUCAAAUGGGAAUGGCUUGUUUACCAACAAUGGGCAGACGCAUAAUGUGGAUGGAAAUCGGGCCAAUGAUACAGUCAUGUCGGAUGGCAGCCCCCAGUCCUCUAUGCCAGUCCUGCAGCCCGUGUCUCCAUCAGAGAUGACGGGCAACCCGUUCCAAGAAGAGGGCUCUUCGGGUUCCAAGAGAGGCAGGGGGCGACCAAAGAAGGGGACAGUCAUGGAACCUAUUCAUUACAACAUCAGCACCUCUGACGUUAAAGAAGACAUUGAGCAGAUAUUUCCUUGUGGAAUAUGUGGCAAGGCAUUUACAGAGGCUGUGCGGUUGAGAAACCACGAAGCGCAGCAUGGAGCGUCCAGCCAUGGCGCGAGUAGCGGCGACGGCUUGUCUGGCGAGGGAGGCCCUACCUCGAUAUCGCACCCUGGUCAGCCCGGUCUGUUGGAGAAUGGCAUGCCAUUGCAUGGAGGAGUAGGCAUAGAAAACAGCCGUAAGCGCGAGAGGACGAGACGUCACGUUGGUUGUGACAUUUGUGGGAAGGUGUUCCGGGAUGUUUACCACCUGAACCGACACAAGUUGUCUCAUUCCGGGGAAAAGCCAUAUGCUUGCCAUGUCUGUGGCCUGCGGUUUAAGCGCAAGGACAGGAUGUCAUACCAUGUCCGGUCACAUGAUGGAUCUGUGGGUAAACCCUACCUCUGUCAAAGCUGUGGAAAGGGGUUUUCCAGGCCAGACCAUCUGAAUGGACACAUCAAGCAGGUUCACACAACAGAGAGACCCCAUAAGUGCCAGAUUUGUAAUGCUUCCUUUGCUACAAGAGAUCGCCUGCGGUCCCACCUAGCUUGUCACGAGGACAAGAUCCCCUGCCAGAUGUGUGGGAAGUACCUCCGAGCUGCGUACAUGACCGACCAUCUCAAGAAACACAGUGAAGGACCUCACAACUACUGUGGUAUAUGCAACAAAGACCUGUGUACCAGUCACCGGCUGCUGGUCACCUUCCCAGAGGCAGAUGGUCACUGCUUUCUCCCCCAGGCCGGCCCUCCCUCCCUGGGUCUGCAGCCCGAGCUGCUCCUGGGGAAACCAGGGCCUGGGGGGGCUCCAUAUUUCUGGGAGUGCCACUCUGCCGGGCCACCUGGGUUUCACCCCCUCCACGAGCCUCUGCCAGACGGACAGGAGAAUGCUGAAAAAUGCCCCCAUCAAGGAGAAUCUGAGGGAGACGAGCCGUUGUUCGGGGAUCUGUCCAACGGCGACGAAAUUAAGUCUCCGCACAAGUCUGAGGAAGAGGAGCUUGGGACGCCGUUUGACUGCAACGGAGCCUCUACCGAUGCUGUGGGAGGGUCGCCACCAGGUGCCGUUAAAGCCAAGACCAGCCAGGACUCUCCAGUGAAGAAGUUCCCUUGCAGCGAGUGCACCCAGACCUUCCGCACCAAGUCUUACCUCAAUAAGCACGUCAACAGAGUGCACCAUCAUGGGGUCCAGAAGAGUCUAGUGGUGAGUGUAGGGUCGGGGUCAGGUCUGGGGGAGCUGGGUCCUUCCCUGGGCUCACCCUUCUCCCCUCAACAGAACAUGUCUCUGCUGGAGUCAUUUGGCUUCCAGAUCGUCCAGUCUGCCUUUGCCUCGACGCUGGUGGACUCUGAGGCAGGACAUAGUGGGAUGGAGUUGGGGGGGAAGUGACCUGUAGCUCAGUGGGGGGGAAGUGACCAAUAGGUUAAUGUGGGGGAAAGUGAACCUAGAUUUGUGCGGGAAAUUUGCCCUAGUUAGGUCUGUUCAGCCUAUCAGAUGUAAGGGAAUGGCAUUGUCUAUAGACUGCUCUUGGCGUUGUCUAUAGACUGCUCUUGGCGUUGUCUAUAGACUGCUCUUGGCGUUGUCUAUAGACUGCUCUUGGCGUUGUCUAUAGACUGCUCUUGGCGUUGUCUAUAGACUGCUCUUGGCGUUGUCUAUAGACUGCUCUUGGCGUUGUCUAUAGACUGCUCUUGGCGUUGUCUAUAGACUGCUCUUGGCGUUGUCUAUAGACUGCUCUUGGCGUUGUCUAUAGACUGCUCUUGGCGUUGUCUAUAGACUGCUCUUGGCGUUGUCUAUAGACUGCUCUUGGCGUUGUCUAUAGACUGCUCUUGGCGUUGUCUAUAGACUGCUCU